Molecule: messenger RNA, 1451 nt
Organism: Dromiciops gliroides (monito del monte)
Lineage: Eukaryota; Metazoa; Chordata; Mammalia; Microbiotheria; Microbiotheriidae
Gene: PCP4L1
Product: Purkinje cell protein 4 like 1
Exons: 5
Coding region: 1-510 (169 amino acids)
Molecular function (GO): protein binding
Source: RefSeq, a predicted model, not a curated record
AUGCUGCAAACCACUGAGCCUUCUGCCAUUGGCUGGGUCCAACUGUCAGUUUGCCGGAAUCGGGCAUCUCCAUUGGCCAAGCCGGAGGAGCUAAAGGGCUCCGAAGCUGGGGUGCUGAGUGCCCAGGAGCGGGGGUCUGUCUGCAUUCCUUCCGCCUGUGUGCCCAGCCCCUCGCGCCCCGCUCUCGGGCAGCCCCGUGAGACAACUGCCGACGGCCAACGGCUCCCCGAGACAACAGCCGCCCCAGCUAGCCCCUUCACCUGCGGGUGCAGCUCCCCCAACGAGCCCCGUCCUGCCGCCAUGAGCGAGCUCAGCACCAACGAGUCUCCAAAAGCCAACCAGGCAUCCAGUCCAGAAGAAAAAGAGAAAACGGAUGCCAAGAAGGGGAAUGAGAACAUCAACCCAGAAGACUUUAACAUUGAUAUGACGGCACCUGAGACAGAGAGAGCUGCAAUUGCCAUCCAGGACAAGUUUCGGAGCUACCAGAAAAAAAAAAAAAGUUCCACCUAAGCUGCCAGCCCUGCCUUUGCCUAUUACCCCCUCCUCUACAGACCCUGAUCCCGUGUAUCCUGGUGUCUCUCUCCUGCUAACCUAUCUGUGAGGCAUAGCUGUCAACCCUUGUGAUGUCCCCUGUCCCCAUCCUCACGGUCAGUAGCAAAGAUGUAACGAACCUGGGGAAGCCAAUCUCUCCUGCGUGACUAGGGCUCCAUAGCAAGGACUGGUGCCCUGGACUAGCGGUGACUCCCAUGGAGGCAGGGCAGGAGGUGAUAGACCCUUGGACAGUUGAAACAGAGCAAGGGCUUCAGAGAAGGGUGUCUGGGGGCCGAGGGGGACACUUUCCCUUUUUAUCACAUGCUAAACUUAGCAUUUAGGUAUCAUGUAUUCUCUUACAGCUCUCUCUGUCCCUAUUCCCAAUUUCCUCUUGUGAGCUGAGCCACAGCAGGUGCUGGAGCCUCCCCUUUCCACAUCACCACUUCAAACUGAAGAGCUUCUCACAAUAGUGCAUGCUAGGUAGAGUAGAAUUUCAGGGGAGGAAGACUGGGAGUAGUAGAGGCAAAGGAUUUUUCUCCCAUUUCCCACUAUCUCCCUCAUCUUACCACUCUGCUAAGGCCAGGAAAAUGAGAAGGGAGUUGGACAAGCUCAAAGAUGAUGGGUGGGCAGGAAAACUGGGACUGAGACAGACUGAGGAUUAAAGGAUGUUGAGAGGCAGUAGUGAAAGAGAAGCAGCGAGGGUUUCCUGAAGCCUUGAGGUAAUGCCCAGGUGAGUGCCCUCUGUGAAAACUAUCCUAGGGCUCUGACUAGCCUCCCUGCUGGUAUGCUCUCCCUUUGGCCUCCUGGUAGUAGUGUCUUCGCCUUUCCCCCAAUCUCCCCCUGCCCCACUGUGGAGGCAGGACCGAACUAAACAGUCCUUCUCCCAAGGUUUUAGCAUGUUUAAUAAAAACCUCGAGUGA